CGCGAGCAGUGUUGGUCUCCUCCUCUCCUCUGUAGCCCCGGCUCCAGGUGUGGCGACUGCUAUGUUAAUGCUGCUUGUCUGUGGGUCAUUGCUUCUGGAAGUGCCGCUGAGCAGCCAAGAUGCAGCCCCUCCUGGGGCCUCUGGUCCUCCAGGCGCACCUCUGUAUGACUUCGCCAGCAUCCGCCUGCCCGAGGAGCACAUUCCCUUCUUUCUGCACAACAACAGGCACAUUGCCACAGCCUGUCAGAAAGACCCGCGGUGCCCUUAUAAGAAACACUUAGAAAACCUAAACUACUGCUGGGGCUAUGAGAAAUCCUGUAAGCCAGGCCUCAGGUUUGGGAACCCUGUGUGCAGCUAUGUCGACCUGGGUACUGCAUUGUACCGAAGUGCCUUUGACCAUCAUGGUGGUGAGGCACUUCAGGGAUGGAAGCCAGAGGGCAGCUUUCCAGUCUUGGCCCCGCUACUUAGUAGUGACAGGACCUCGGACCAGGGUGACUCGGGGCUGGUGUGUUCCCGUUAUCUUCAGUAUUGUCGUGCAACCAACCUCUACCUUGAUUUAAGAAACAUCAAGAGAAAUCACGACAGAUUUAAGGAAGAUUUUUUCCAGAGGGGUGAAAUCGGAGGACACUGUGAACUUGAUACUCACACAUUGAUGUCUGAAGGUCAGCGCAAAAGCCCUCUGCAGUCUUGGUUUGCUGAGCUACAAAGCUAUACUCAGCUCAACUUCAGACCCAUAGAAGAUGCGAAAUGUGACCUGGUCAUCGAAAAGCCAACCUACUUCAUGAAAUUUGAUGCAGGUGUUAACAUGUAUCACCACUUCUGUGACUUCCUGAACCUUUACAUCACUCAGCACAUCAACAACUCCUUCAGCACAGACGUGCACAUCGUCAUGUGGGACACGAGCUCCUAUGGGUACGGCGACCUGUUCUCUGACACGUGGAAGGCAUUCACGGACCACGACGUUAUACAUUUGAAAACGUACGACUCUAAGAGGGUGUGUUUUAAAGAAGCUGUCUUUUCAUUACUCCCCCGUAUGAGGUAUGGCCUGUUCUACAAUACCCCUCUGAUAUCAGGCUGUCGGAAUACUGGAUUAUUCAGGGCAUUCUCCCAGCACGUGUUACACAGACUGAACAUCACGCAGGACGGACCCAAGAUCAGAAGAGAAAAAAGGAAAGGAAGUUCUGAAUGUUUCUCUCUUUGUCCACCCCACCCCUACCCCCUUCAGCUUGUAAAUGCACUGAAGACGGUGUCUGCAUUCGAAGUCCAGAUCGUGGAUUACAAAUAUAAGGAACUGGGGUUUCUAGAGCAACUCAGGAUCACCCACAACACAGACAUAUUUAUCGGGAUGCACGGAGCCGGCCUGACCCACUUGCUCUUCCUUCCGGACUGGGCUGCGGUGUUUGAACUGUACAACUGCGAAGAUGAGCGCUGCUACUUAGACCUGGCCAGGCUGAGAGGCGUCCACUAUGUCACCUGGCAACGGCGUAACAAAGUCUUCCCUCAAGACAAGGGCCACCACCCAACUCUGGGGGAGCACCCAAAGUUUACCAACUACUCCUUCGAUGUAGAAGAAUUCAUGCACCUUGUCCUCCAGGCUGCAGACCAUGUGUCUCAACACCCCAAGUGGCCACUGAAGAGCAAGCGUGAUGAGCUAUGAAUGUGUGCAGUCCAUUUGCAAAAAGAGAGUAUUUAAACCAGUUACAUCCAGAUUCACUAGCAUACCUGGAUUCACAUUGAAAUCAGUACAGAAGAUAGCCCAAGUACUCUGUUAUUUGCUACCCCAAAAUGAUCUUUUCUAUCCCCAAGCCUACCCUCAAGAGAACACUUGUUUUAUAGUUUUUAAGUCAGCAGUUCUCAACUUGUGGGUCGUGACCCCCUUUGGGGGUCAAACAACCC
Echinops telfairi (small Madagascar hedgehog) is the source of this 1896-nucleotide messenger RNA. RefSeq names its product EGF domain specific O-linked N-acetylglucosamine transferase (gene EOGT). NCBI's taxonomy places the organism in Eukaryota, Metazoa, Chordata, Mammalia, Afrosoricida, Tenrecidae. Gene Ontology annotation, cellular component: endoplasmic reticulum lumen. The coding region runs from base 62 to 1657 and encodes 531 amino acids. The transcript has 15 exons. Gene Ontology annotation, molecular function: protein N-acetylglucosaminyltransferase activity. The record is from RefSeq and is a predicted model, not a curated record.